AUGGACUCGGUCCACCUGCAACGCAUGGAAACCCCUUGCCUGUUCUCGCCUCCUUCGUCCUCCCCCGAGUCUCCAACCCAUUAAAAUGUGGGGAGAAGAAGCUUCUUCUCCUUCUCCUCUUCCUCCUCCAAAAUCUGCACCAGAACUCCAGGAUUAAGAGCGGAUUCUUGAACCUGCGGCUUUCUCGGGAGGUCGAUUUCAGAGUUGGAGGGGAUGUCGUCAGGACCCCUCGAUCGAUUGGCCAGGCCAUCUUUCGAAGGGUUCACACAUAAUGAUGGAAAGAAAGAGAGCCGAUCUGACGCAGACAACUCGGAAGGAGAGAAGAAGACUAAAAUUGGGUCUUUCAAGAAAAAGGCAAUUAAUGCAGGAAAUAAAUUCAGACAUUCCCUAAGGAGGAGAAGCAAAAAGAAAAAAGAAAAUUCGAUUUCUAUUGAGGAUAUAAGAGAUGUUCAAGACCUCAAAGCCGUCGAUGCAUUUCGACAGUACUUACUUGAUGAGGACUUAUUGCCACAACAGCACGAUGAUUACCACAUGAUGUUGAGGUUCCUGAAGGCAAGGAAGUUUGAUGUUGAGAAAGCAAAGCAUAUGUGGUCUGAAAUGCUUAGAUGGAGAAAGGAUUUUGGGACCGACAGUAUAGAGGAAUUUGAUUACUCUGAGUUAGAAGAAGUUAUGAAGUAUUAUCCACAGUUUUAUCAUGGGGUGGACAAAGAAGGAAGACCUAUCUACAUAGAGUUAAUAGGAAAAGUUGAUGCCAACAAGCUGGUGCAAGUAACAACCAUAGAACGGUAUGUGAGGUAUCAUGUCAAAGAGUUUGAGAGAUGUUUCCAGAUGAGAUUUCCAGCUAGCUCAAUCGCUGCAAAACGACAGUUGGACUCAUGCACUACUAUUCUGGACGUGCAAGGCGUGGGAUUGAAGAACUUCUCAAAAUCUGCAAGGGAACUAAUCACAAGAUUGCAGAAGAUUGACAGUGACAAUUACCCAGAGACAUUAUGCCGGAUGUACAUAAUUAAUGCUGGACAAGGCUUCAAGAUGUUAUGGAGUACAAUAAAAUCUUUUCUUGAUCCAAAAACUGCUUCAAAAAUUCAUGUUCUUGGAAACAAGUAUCAAAACAAGCUCCUUGAAAUAAUCGAUGAGAGUGAAUUGCCAGAAUUUUUUGGUGGCAAAUGCAAGUGUGACGAAUACGGAGGCUGCCAAAGAUCAGAUAAAGGUCCUUGGAAGGAUCCCAACAUAAUAAAGAGGGUCCUAAAUGGCGAGGCAAGCUAUGACAGGCAGAUCGUGACCAUAUCAGGCACCGAUGGAAAAAUUAUUGGUUAUGCUAGGCCACAGCGCCCAACUCAGAGAAAAGGCAGUGAUGCAUCUGCUGAGUCUGGGUCUGAAGUGGAAGAGAUUACAUCUCCUACUGCACCGAAGAACCUGAUAACAAACCCUAUACUAACCCCUGUUCACGAGGAGUCAAAAUUUGCACAGCAUGCAUCAACAUCUGCUGCUCGACCCAUUGUUGAAGAAAGCAUCCCUGUUGUCGACAAGGUUGUGGACGACGGAUGGAGCAGCCCCAGAGCUAGUCCAACUGCUUCUUCACCAGGUUCAUUAUCCUUGAGUAAUUUACCGACCACGUUUCAAGGAAUUCGGACUUUGACUAUCACAUGGCUGACAGUCUUGAUUGUGAGUCUUUUCGGCAUGCUUUGUUCCGUCCCGAGCAGAAUGGCCAAAAGGCUCUCAAACCAAUCCGUUAACCAUGAUCAAUAUUAUGUGGACUGCCCCCAAGAACAAGAAUACAAGGAGGAAUUCCGACCUCCUUCUCCUGCCCCGUCUUAUACGGAAAAGGAAGUCCUUUCAACUUUGCUAAGACGGCUAGGGGAGUUGGAGCAGAAGGUGUUAGUCCUUGAAACAAAGCCAUCUGAGAUGCCUUUUGAGAAGGAGGAAUUACUCAAUGCAUCCGCCCGCCGCGUGGAUGCUUUGGAAGCUGACUUGAUUUCUACAAAGAAGGCACUCUAUGAAGCGCUGAUGCGGCAGGACGAGCUGCUUGCGUACAUCGACAAACAAGACAUGCUCAAGUUUCGUAAAAAGAGAUUCUGCUUCUGAGGAGCCGAAGGAGGAGGAGCUAUACGUACCCCUGAUGCGCAGAACUGUUAGUGUGUAUUGUACUAUACUGGACCGAUCGCCGUAAAUACGUAGAUAAACCGAUCGCCGUAAAUACGCGUAUCUACGUACGCCGGGAGUGUAAAUGUAAUGUACAGUAGUGUGUGGGUGGGUGUGGGGGGGGCAAAUGGGGUGUCCUAAAUGUGUACGUAUUUGAUGCAUUGGGCAGAUUCGGCUGCUCAUAACGGCUGCAAUUGUGGGUCAGAAUUCCGAAAGUAUAUGCAUAUGAUGAUGAGGUUGGAGAUGUUGUUUUGCGUGCUU
Molecule: messenger RNA, 2400 nt
Organism: Brachypodium distachyon (stiff brome)
Lineage: Eukaryota; Viridiplantae; Streptophyta; Magnoliopsida; Poales; Poaceae
Product: phosphatidylinositol/phosphatidylcholine transfer protein SFH8
Exons: 15
Coding region: 214-2082 (622 amino acids)
Source: RefSeq, a predicted model, not a curated record